UCUCUCUCUCUCUCUCUCACACCUGAUAUCUGCAUUCUGACGCGACGUAUCGAUUAUGGAGUCAUGCGACGGAAACUCAGACAAACAGUUCUUCCAAAACGUCGUCGUAAUGAGGCACGGCGACAGGAUAGACAACUUCGAGCCGCUGUGGGCGGCCACGGCGGCGAGGCCGUGGGAUCCACCUUUGGUUGACGCCGGGAAGGUCAGAGCGUUCUGUACGGGCAAGAAGAUCCGCACCCAGCUCGGGUUCCCGAUCCACCGGGUGUUCGUCUCCCCAUUCCUCCGAUGCCUCCAGACCGCCUCCGAGGCCGUGUCUGCCCUCUGCGCCGUUGAUGAUGAUCCGACCCAAAUGAGCUCCGAAGGUGUCCAAAUCGACCCCUCCAAAAUCAAGGUCUCUGUCGAGUAUGGCUUGUGUGAGAUGUUGAACAGGGAAGCAAUAAGAGAUCAAAUUGCUCCUAAAGAUGGCAAUUUUGGCUUCAACAUCCCAGAUUGUGAAGGAAUGUUACCGGCUGGGACAGUGGAUCAUACUGUGGAACAAGUGUAUAAAGAGUUGCCACAGUGGGAAGAAACAGUUACGGAUGCAAGGUCUAGAUAUGCACAGAUUAUUAAGGCCCUUGCUGAUAAAGUUCCUUCGGAAAACUUGUUGCUUGUGACACAUGGUGAAGGAGUUGGGGUGGCUGUCUCAACAUUAUUGAAGGACAUUACGGUGUAUGAAGUAGAAUACUGUGCCUAUUCGCACUCAAGAAGACCUAUCAUCUUUGGGGAGAAGCACUCAUUUACAGCAGGAGACUUUGAGUUGGUUACACCCAAAGGUCUAUCUGGUAUCAGCUACUAUCCCUUGAGCAAUGCAACGGAUGAUACACUGAACGGGGCAAACACCCAUUGAUGUUUUCUGCACUCCACCGAUUCAUUUUGGCACAUCUGCCUGCACAUUAGACGUUCUUGUUCUUAUUUGCCAUCGCAAAUGAUUUUUCUUGUUUAACCCAGUUGACUAGCAGUUGAAAUAAUCAUGAAUAAUUGUCAUAUUCUCAUAAUUCAAAGAAAAGUGUUGCUCCAUGAGGGAGUUGUAUUUGCUUUACAGCCAGUGUAUUUUAGUUGAU
Molecule: messenger RNA, 1100 nt
Organism: Ilex paraguariensis (yerba mate)
Lineage: Eukaryota; Viridiplantae; Streptophyta; Magnoliopsida; Aquifoliales; Aquifoliaceae
Source: the annotation of a GenBank genome assembly